CGCAGCUGUGACGCGUUUUUCUGUAGCGUGUCUGGCGCACACAUAUAAGACCCAGCGCGCACCAAGCGCCCAGUAGAGCAGAAGAUACGCCUCAGGACAGCCGCAAAUCACCCUCUUAUCCUCUGGGAAAUAUGCAUCCUAACUUGAUGAGCUGGCUGGGGACUCUGGGGUUUCUGGUGUGGGCGCUGCUCUGCCUGGGCGCCCUGACGGAGGGAUACCCGGUGAAACCGGAGAACCCCGGGGAUGACGCCCCGGCGGAGGACCUGGCCAAGUAUUACUCAGCCCUGAGACACUACAUCAACCUCAUCACAAGACAGAGGUAUGGAAAGAGGUCCAGUCCUGAGAUUCUGGACACACUGGUCUCAGAGCUGCUGUUGAAGGAAAGCACAGACACGCUCCCACAGUCAAGAUAUGACCCAUCAUUGUGGUGAUGCUGUCAUCAGAGUUGGCUCCACCUCACUGCUGCCCCGCCGCCACUGACAUUCUGGCCCCUACACAUCUGUCACUACAUACCCUUCUACACCAACAAAUGACCACCCUGCUUCUGGCCCUUUUACCUUUAUGAGCCGCCACGUAUAUUCAACCCCUCCUCCUUAUCCAUCAGCUAUAGUCACAACUGCUUAUAGUAUGUGCCAUAAAAUUGUAAAUAGUUUAUUCAGAGUUAUCAUCUGUGAAACAUAAAAGUAAAGUGGGGGAGGGCAUGUUGAUGGUAUUGUAUAAUUGUGCUAUUAAAGAUUAAUUGUUUGAAAAAAU
Sander lucioperca (pikeperch) is the source of this 753-nucleotide messenger RNA. It is a transcript of the gene npy, whose product is annotated as neuropeptide Y. Gene Ontology annotation, molecular function: neuropeptide Y receptor binding; neuropeptide hormone activity. Gene Ontology annotation, biological process: neuropeptide signaling pathway; feeding behavior. The coding region runs from base 132 to 431 and encodes 99 amino acids. The record is from RefSeq and is a predicted model, not a curated record. Lineage: Eukaryota; Metazoa; Chordata; Actinopteri; Perciformes; Percidae. The transcript is spliced from 4 exons. Gene Ontology annotation, cellular component: extracellular region.